This is a messenger RNA of Geosmithia morbida, 1110 nucleotides long. RefSeq names its product E3 ubiquitin-protein ligase RAD18. The annotation marks the transcript as partial. NCBI's taxonomy places the organism in Eukaryota, Fungi, Ascomycota, Sordariomycetes, Hypocreales, Bionectriaceae. Gene Ontology annotation, molecular function: ubiquitin protein ligase activity; single-stranded DNA binding. The record is from RefSeq and is a predicted model, not a curated record. The transcript is spliced from 2 exons. Gene Ontology annotation, biological process: protein monoubiquitination; DNA damage tolerance. Gene Ontology annotation, cellular component: Rad6-Rad18 complex; nucleus.
AUGGCCAAUCACGAUGUCGCCGACUCAACCGACUGGCUGUCGACGUCACUCUCGGCCCUAUCGGCGCUUGAAUCUGCCCUGCGAUGCCAGGUCUGCAAGGACUUUUAUGAGACGCCAAUGAUUACGUCGUGCUCACACACAUUCUGUUCCCUGUGCAUACGACGAGCCCUGUCGAACGAGAACAAGUGUCCGCUGUGCAGGGCGUCGGAGCAGGAGAUUCGGCUGCGGAGCAACUGGUCUAUGGAGGAGGCGGUCCAGUCAUUCAAGAAGGCGAGGCCGUCGGUGCUGGAGCUGGCGCGCAAAAAGAUGACGACAAUCAUCACAUCCAAGAGGAAGGCGACGGUACCGGAAGGAGACGAGCAGGCUGCGCCGGAUACAAAGAGGUUACGAUCGUCAGCGAGGCUCAGCCAGAAAAAGACCGAACCGGCAGACGACCCGGAGGACGAAGAGAAGCAGGACCAGGAGGAGAUUGUCAUACAGGCGUCAGAUGACGAAGACUACACCCCAGAACCCGCCGAUGGCCUUGUCCCCUGUCCGAGCUGCCAGAAGCGCAUGAAGGAAUGGCAAGUCUUCCAACAUCUAGAAUCAUGUCCCGGCCCCGUCAAGCCAAGACCGCAGCGGCAAGACAACACGCUGCAACCGGGCACUCCCUUCCCAUCAUUAUCGCACCGCCAGCAACCCGCCCACCCGCUCGAACGUCUCCCCUCGCUCAGCUACUCGAUGCUCAAGGACCAAGCCCUACGCAAGAAGCUAGGCGACCUGGGAAUCUCCAACCAGGGCCCCCGCGCGCUCCUCGAGAAGCGGCACAAGGAGUGGGUGACGUUGUGGAAUGCCAACUGCGACGCGGUCAAGCCGAAGAGGCGCACCGAGCUGCUUCAUGACCUCGACAUGUGGGAGAGGACGCAGGGCGGGCGGAUGUCGGGCAGACAGUCCACCGUGGUCAUAAACGACAAGGACUUUGACGGGCCGGCCUGGGCGACCAAACACGACGCCUCGUUCAAGGACCUCAUUGCCAACGCAAGGAGGAGCAGUGCGCAGGCGAAGAACGGAGGGGGACAAGAUGCUCCACCCCCAACCGAGCAGACCAACGGCGACGAGAAGCAAGAGCAA